GCGUCACCCUCCCGCCCCUCGAGCGCAGCAUCAUUCUCCGUCCCUCGUUCGCAGCGGUUUAGAGUCAGAGCACCGUUCAGAUCGAUCAGAAUCAGAAUCAGAAUCAGAUCGCUCGCGCUGCGGUGGAAUGAAAAACAUCGCUAGCGGCGACACACCGGGGUUUUUGGGAUUUCUCAGCGGCAUCUGAAGCGGAAUCAUGACGGCCACCAAAGAGCAGCAAAGCCAGAGAACGAAUCCGCAGGACGAGGACCUGGCGGGCAUGAGUGCUCCUCAGAGGAAUUGGAAGGGGAUCGCCAUCGCUCUGCUGGUAAUUCUGGCGGUCUGUUCUCUCAUCACCUUGUCUGUGAUCCUCCUCACUCCAGUGGAUACGCAGCCCAGCAUUGACACCAAGCUGACGGUGGAGGAUAUUUUCAGCGCAGAUUUCUACGUACACGACCCUGAAGCGUGCUGGAUCAACGAAUCUGAGGUCAUCUACAGAAAUCAUCAUGGUCAUGUGAUCAGGUUUAACAUCCUCACGAAUGAGACCGAGAUCGUGCUGAAGAACACCACAUUCGAUACUUUCAAAGCCACCAGGUACUCCAUAAGCCCAGACAUGAAGUAUGUGCUUUUCGCCUACAAUGUCAAACAGGUUUACCGGCACUCGUUCACAGCGUCCUACAUCAUAUACAGCAUUCACACCAGGGAGGUUCUGCAGCUGGAUCCUCCAGAGGUGUUGAAUUCUAAACUGCAGCAUGCGGCGUGGGGUGUUCAGGGCCAGCAGCUGGUGUACAUAUUUGAGAAUAAUAUUUACUAUCAGUCGGAUGUCAGGAGUAACUCGCUGCGACUGACCUCAUCUGGGAAAGAGGGCGUCAUCUAUAAUGGCAUCGCUGAUUGGCUCUAUGAAGAGGAGGUCCUUCACACGCAUGUGGCGCACUGGUGGUCACCUGACGGCGAACGCUUGGCCUUUCUGGUCCUGAAUGACAGUCUGGUGCCAAACAUGGCAUUGCCCACUUUCACCGGCUCUACAUACCCUAAAGGCAAACAGUACCCGUAUCCAAAGGCUGGGCAGCCCAAUCCCAUGGUGAAACUGUUUGUGGUCAAUCUGUACGGCCCGACACACACUCUUGAACUCACACCACCAGAUGAGCUCAAGCUCAGGGAGCACUAUGUGGUGAUGGUGAAGUGGAUCAGUAAGACCAAGACAGCAGUGCGCUGGUUAAACCGAGCACAGAACGUCUCUAUUCUGACCGUCUGCGACUCCACCACUGGAGCCUGCAUCAAGAGGCAUGAGGAAACAUCAGAAGUUUGGCUCUCCAGACAGAAUCAGGAGCCGUUCUUCUCUCGAGACGGCAGCCGUUUCUUCCUGACGGUGCCGGUGAAGCAGGGAGGACGAGGAGACUUCCAGCACGUGGCCAUGUUCACCUCUCAGGCGCGUGCGGAUCAGAACGAGCUGCGGCACCUUACAUCAGGGAACUGGGAGGUGACGCAGAUUCUGGCUUACGAUGAGAACAGCCAGAGCAUAUAUUUCCUGAGCACCGAGGGCUCCUCGAGCCGCCGGCAGAUCUUCAGUGUGUCCACAGUGGGCCUGUUUCCACGUCGGUGUCUGACCUGUGAGCUCAAUAAAGCUCACUGCACGUUCUUCAGUGCUGAUUUCAGCCCCACUAAUCAACACGUCCUGCUGCACUGCAAAGGUCCAGGAGCGCCGACAGAGAUCAUACACACUCUGAACACGGCCAAUUAUUAUAUCCUGGAGAAUAACUCUGUGCUGAGAGCUGCUCUCAGAUACAAACGCAUCCAGUUGCUGGAGUACAGAAGCAUCCAGACCGACCACUUCGAAUUGCCGCUGAAUAGAAUAUACGGUCUUGACGCUGCCCCCGGUGGUCAGCAGGUGAAUGACCGUUACUCACUGGACUGGGACUCAGUGCUGGUCAGUUCAGAUAAUGUCAUCGUAGCUCGCCUGGACGGCAGGGGAAGUGGCUUCCAGGGUCAGAAGGUGUUACAGGAAGUGCACAGGCGUCUGGGAUCCGUGGAGCUGCAGGAUCAGCUGGCCGCCGUUGAGUACCUGCUGAAAUUGCCGUACAUCGAUCGAACCCGGAUUGGUGUGUUUGGCCGGGGUUAUGGAGGAUAUGUCGCACUCCUGCUGAUUAAAUCCACGGAGAACGUGUUUAAAUGCGCAGCAGCCAUGUCGCCUGUGACAGACUGGAGUCUGUACGCCUCGGCCUUCUCUGAACGCUAUCUGGGUUUCCCUCUUCAGGACGACAGCAGAUAUCAGUUCUCCAGUGUGCUGCAGAAUCCACAGGGUUUCAGAGAGCAGACGCUCAUGCUGCUGCACGCCACUGCAGAUGCAAAUGUUCACUUCCAGCACACGGCCGAGCUCAUUAAGAACCUGGUGAAGGUGGGAGCGAAUUACACACUGCAGAUUUAUCCAGACGAAGGUCAUUUCUUGUCCAAGAGCAGCCAGCGGCACGUGGCUUCAACACUGAGCAGCUACUUCAGAUCCUGCCUGCAGGAGGAGGUGCUUCCCAUCAGUGAGGAGGAGGAGGAAGAGGAAGAGUAGAGUGAAGAUGAGACGCAACACAGAAACACAUGCUGACACUGACACACACGCACACAUCAGGACAAUACAACACACUGUACAAGCAUCCAGAGAACACUCAGAUAAGAGAGAGCCAAGAGUGAGUGAGUGAGUGAGUGAGUGAGUGUGCGUGUGUGUGUGUGUG
This is a messenger RNA of Sinocyclocheilus anshuiensis, 2699 nucleotides long. Its product is annotated as inactive dipeptidyl peptidase 10-like. The transcript is spliced from 26 exons. Gene Ontology annotation, cellular component: voltage-gated potassium channel complex; plasma membrane. NCBI's taxonomy places the organism in Eukaryota, Metazoa, Chordata, Actinopteri, Cypriniformes, Cyprinidae. The record is from RefSeq and is a predicted model, not a curated record. Gene Ontology annotation, biological process: proteolysis; regulation of potassium ion transmembrane transport. The coding region runs from base 197 to 2536 and encodes 779 amino acids. Gene Ontology annotation, molecular function: potassium channel regulator activity; serine-type peptidase activity.